This is a messenger RNA of Trichogramma pretiosum, 899 nucleotides long. RefSeq lists its product as uncharacterized. Lineage: Eukaryota; Metazoa; Arthropoda; Insecta; Hymenoptera; Trichogrammatidae. Bases 75 to 815 code for a protein of 246 amino acids. The transcript is spliced from 3 exons. The record is from RefSeq and is a predicted model, not a curated record.
CUUUCUCGAUCAUUUUGAAAAAAAAAAAUUUGAUCAAUAAUAAUCGAGUAAGUAUAAAAGAUUUCAAAUACAACAUGAGGCUCGUAUUAAUCCUGUUUCUCGUUUCUUUUGCCUGCACCGUCCAUGGAUUCAGUCUGAGCAAAUUCACGCACAAAAUUUGGAACGAAACGAAGAAAAAAGUGACCUCGCUGGCUGAGUCUGCCAAGAAAUACGUAAUCGAAGCUGGACAAGCCCUGAGCGACGUGCACGAUCUCGAAGAAAAGGCUAUCAAAGCUAUCAGUGGACUGCUCAGUAAAUCUUUGCUCGAGGCCGAAGAAAGUUUGUCGGGUUCCUUCGAAUACGCCAGCAAGUUCAAGGUCGACUUCGAGCACUGCAAGAAAAAAUCCGAGAGCGACGUUCACGCGGCGUUGGAGGAAAUUCUGCACGACGUCACCGCCAAGGUCAAGGAAGUAUACCGCGAGCUGAAGACCGAAGCGAAGGAAGUGAUACACCGCGCCGAGACGGGUAUCAACGAGGCCAAAAAGAGUUUCUGGGAAGGCGCGAAGUCGAUUUUUGAGGCGGGCAAGAGCGCGGGCUCGUUCGUCCUCGAAGGCAUUACGCUGCCCGCUACGAUCGAGGUCCUCGUCAAGAACACGCAGAAGAAGGUCGCGUCGAGGACGGCGAGCAUCGUGAGAGACGCCCAGUGGUGCGUCAUUGAGGCCGUCAAAGCGGCCGGCGUAGAUGCCUCGGGCUUGGAAGGCAACGAAGUCAAUGUGGAGCUCGCCGAGGGUAACGAUAUCGGCCCUGGCUAUCAUACUGUCCAGGUUCCCGAAUAAUUCCAUAGUAUCGUGCUGAAUUCGACAAUUGUAAAUUAUUGAAAAUAAUAAAAUGUUGUAGUCAAUGAUUUUUAUUACAAAAAU